Rhipicephalus microplus (southern cattle tick) is the source of this 1698-nucleotide messenger RNA. RefSeq names its product potassium/sodium hyperpolarization-activated cyclic nucleotide-gated channel 1-like. Gene Ontology annotation, biological process: potassium ion transmembrane transport; regulation of membrane depolarization; sodium ion transmembrane transport. Gene Ontology annotation, molecular function: voltage-gated potassium channel activity. Lineage: Eukaryota; Metazoa; Arthropoda; Arachnida; Ixodida; Ixodidae. Gene Ontology annotation, cellular component: membrane; HCN channel complex. The record is from RefSeq and is a predicted model, not a curated record.
AUGGGGCGAAAGAAGAAGAAGCAUCAUCACAAGAACCAGGAAAAGUCCAAGUCUCGCCGCACGAAACACUCGACGGCAUCGCCGGCGCAGUUGGUGGAGGAGCAGCAGAAGUCUCCAGACACUACGCAGAAGGCGCACAACACGGACGAGAUGCAGGUGCAGUGGGCAUCCGACCAAACGCGGGUGCUGUCUUCCGCGGAUCACACGCCAGUGGCGUCGACUCCCAACAUCGAGAGAACCACUACGGCGGUCCACACGGCACAAGGCGUGGCGAGCCUGGCCGAGGCCACUGCCAGCACCCCUCCCUUUCCAAGGACACGCGAGUUGUCGAGGAAGGCAAGCAAGUCAUCCAGGAUUUCCAGGGCUUCCAAGACUUCCAAGGCCUCCAAGUCGUCCACGCACGGCGUGUCUUGGGGUAAGGUGCAGAUGAAAGACGCGCGUACCCCGGUGGACCGUGUGACGCCGCCGUCUCAUUGGUCGGAAGUCGGCGCGGGACUCGAAGAUGCGGAGUCGGACCAGCACGCCAAAGAGAUCGACGAAGCUGUAGAGCGAAGACUGGUGACGAUGUUCAAGCGGCAGCUCAAGGGGUUCCUACUUCCGCCGAAAAUACGGCAAGGUCUUCUGUACCCUUUAGACGACGAAGAACAACGCAUUCUGGACGGUAUGCCCAUUCGACAGGAGCGUAGCGUCCCGUGGAUGAUACACCCGAAGACCACCUUCAGGAACGCGUGGGACUUGUGCAUGGUAGUGAUGAGCUUCGCCAGCGUCAUCCUCGUGCCUCUGAACAUCGCCUACUUUGAGAGGGCGCAGCAGGAGCGAUUCGAAUGGCGCAUCUUCAACAUCGCCUCCGACAUGCUCUUCUUCGUGGACGUCAUCUUCAACUUCAGAACAGGCAUUGCCAUGAAAGAAGAACACGGCCGCAUCAACAUGGAUCCGGACUACGUGGCGGCACAAUACCGGCGCGGCUGUUUUUACGUGGACUCGUUCUGCUGCCUGCCGCUGGACUACACUGCCAUGGUUGCGCUGCACACGGGCGACGGGGCCGCUGACCCAUCCACCACGUCGGCAUACCCCAGCAUCCUGCGCGUCAACAAACUGCUGGCACUGCCGAAAAUUGGUCGGCUCACCACCGUGAUCAGGAACAUAGCCGGCGUCGAGGAAAACUUCUUCGUGUAUUCCAAAGGAGCGUACGUGCGUCUGCUGUUCAAUUUGGGCAUGCUGUUCCUCCUCAUCCACUGGCACGGUUGCCUGCAGUACUACGUAGACCGCCUGGAAGGGUUUCCCACCAAAUCCUGGGUGGCGCGUCUCAGUUUGGCGAAUGCGUCGUGGCCCGUGCAGUACUCGUGGUCGGUGUACGGCUCGACGUCCAUGAUGCUGGGCGUCGGCAUGGGCGCCACCGAGGCGGACAGCAUGACCGACUCGUGGCUCCGCUGCGGCUGCAUGGCCACGGGUCACGCCCUGCAAGCGCUGCUGGUCGGCGCCUGCAUCGACAUGAUCAUGUCCAUGAACUUCACCUACCUCAGGAACAGGCAAAGGAUACGCGACCUGGAUGACUAUAUGCAGUACAAGAUGCUGCCGAUAAAUCUGCGGCGCCGUAUACGGGACUACGCCGAGAACCGCUUCAAGGGGCUCGUCUUCGACGAAAACCAGAUCAUCAAGUCGCUGUCGGAUCCCCUACGGGAGGUGCGUGGAAUAUGA